AUGGGGAGCUUUCCAGGAGUUUCUCUGUUUCUUCUGGGCACGACAUUGUCCUUAACUGUAAGUCCUGUCCAGGGUGGAAAGAUUCUGGUGUUCCCCGUUGAUGGCAGCCAUUGGUUGAACAUGAACCUGCUGAUCCAGAGCCUCCAUGCCAAAGGCCAUGAAGUCACUGUGGUCCGCACAGCCACUAGCUGGUAUGUCAAAGAAGAGGCACCACAUUACAGCUCCAUCACUGUCACCUUACCAGAGGCUGUCUGCAUAGAGGAGCAGGACUUCUUUGUAACUUUCCUGGUCAAGAUACUGGAGAUCCAAAAACAGGGGACGUCUUUCAUGGCUGUCUUGAAGUUCUACUGGGAAGUGCUAGGUUCUGUAUCAAAAAUCUACCAACAAGCUAGUCUGUUAGGUGUAGAAAUAUUUGAGAACAAGACUCUAAUGUCGAAGAUAAGUGACUCUAAUUUUGACCUGGUUCUUUUGGACCCUGGACUUCCUGUUGGAGUUAUAGUGGCCCAUAAACUAAAGCUUCCAGUUGUUUUUAAUGUUAAAUGUAUGACCAGUGGGGAUGGCCAUUUUGUUAUAGCUCCAUCUCCAACGUCAUAUGUCCCAACUUCUGGAAAUGCCGUAUCUGACAAGAUGACCUUUUUUGAAAGAGUCAAAAACACAUUCCACUACUUCCUCAACACCUGCAUUGACAAGUUUAUUGGCAUUCCCCUGCUGUUUGACCAGUUUGAAAACAUUUUGCGAAUGGAAGUUCGAGGAGCUGCUAAAAUGGUGGAUGUAACAAAAAUCACCCAGCAGAAUUUCCUCAAAGUCCUACAAGAAGUUGUUAACAAUCCCUCCUACAGAAACAACAUGAAGCGUCUGUCUGCUCUCCACCGAGACAGACCAAUGCAUCCUCUGGAUGCUGCAGUUUACUGGAUUGAGUUUGUUAUGAGGCACAAAGGAGCUGCACAUUUACGCACCGAGUCUUAUAAGAUGCCCUGGUAUGUGUAUCAUUCUGUGGAUGUUAUAUGCUUUUUGUUGGCCAUCUUGUUUAUGCUGACAGCCUUUGUAGUGGCAGUCAUACGAUUCACGUGCCUUGGAAUGUGCAGGAGGAGGAAACCAAAGCAAGAGUGACUCCUCGAAUGAAGAUGGAUCCAAUUAAAAUGUUAUAUUGAUAUUCUAGAUUUUUCUUGUUGUCAACCAAUCAUAUGAAAAGACCAAAUCUUACUUGAGAUUUCUCUUUCGGUUAGUCGUUCUUUACUGCUGCUCAGCCUAAAAGGAACAAAUAAUGAACAAAGCCAGCCCGGACAAUCAGUUGCAGUUAUAUCUCUUGGCUUUCCUGGGAACACCUUGAUGUUCCCCUGGACAAGCUGGAGGAGAUAGCUAGGAAGAGGGAGGUCUGGGCUUCUCUGCUUAGGCUUCUGCCCCCCGCGACCUGGCCCCAGCUGUUAUAAAAUGGAUGGAUGGAAAGUAAAAAGUAAAUAUGGAACACAAUAAAAAAAACAUCCUUACACUAACUUAUCUUCCAAAGAUCCCACAUCCUAAUAUAGGGACAGAGCAUUUUUCUUUUUGGCCUGUUCCAUAAACUACAAAGGUUUUAGGACUGUCUAUUUGAUUCAAAUCACUCUGGUGCUGUCACUGUCACUUAAUGCUAAUACAAAGUAAGUGAUGCAAUAUUAAACUUCCAAUGGUGAGCAAUAUAUGACUAUGAAAAGAAAUAUUUCAUAGUCAGAUUUUCUUCAUAUUUUGCAGGGGACAUAUCAAAAGCUUAGUGAAAUGUACAAACAAUAAUGAAAAUACAGAAUAUAUACAACCUGCCUUAUAGCAGCUCCAAACCAGGCCCAUGACUGUACCUCCACCAUGUUUUACAGUUGGCUGUAGACGCUGUUCUACCUUGUUCCACAUCCUCUUCUUUACUUACUGCAGAACCAAAAGUUACCACUGAUUUUCCGUCUAAUAUUUAUGUAAUUUGGGACACCUCAUCUUUCAUUUCCUGUUUCCCAUCCUUGUAAAUGGCUUCUUAACAGCCACCCUUCAACUUGGGACCAUUUCUGAUGAUAGAUUUUAGGUCUGAUACUUCAUUGUUUGUCUUCGCUUGUCCAGUUUCUUAAGAAUACACUGCACAACAUGACAAGAUACGUCAGGUUUUCAGCUAAUAACUCUUUGGGUAUCCCUUUGUCCGUGCGAAAAUACUAAACUGGACUGAAAAUGAGUGAAAAAGCAGCUGAAGAAAAACACAAAAGCCUGGAGAACUAUCGGUCAACAUCACUUCAAAUUACAAAAAAGCCUUGCUCCUUGGAAUGAAAAUAUAAAGAAAUGAAGGGUGGCUCAAGAGUUUUGGACAGUACUGUGGCAACCAAACACGAGAGAAAAUAAUCUGUUAAAUGUGAAAAUUUGACUUUUAUGGAUCUGACUGACUUUUAAUGUUCUGUUCAAUAAGAGUCAAAACAAACAGCUAAGCUCAUCACUAAAGGUUUUAUAGUAGCCCACCUCUGUUUCCCCACAGAACUCACAUUUAAGGCAUUUCUGAAUGGUCACACAUCUGUGUUCAGCCUGUGUUCAUAACCGCACAAACAGCAAAUGCACCUCAUGCUCAUGUUUCAGUAAUUUUACAAUACAGUCUGAAACAAAACACAAGCCUUGCUGCGAGCAGUUGCAUAAAGGAACUAUAUUCUUUCUACUGUUUACAUCCACUAACCAAUAGAAGUGUGCAGCCAGCUAACAUUACAGAGGAAGUACAAGCUUAACUACCCAGAACAAUCCUUUGUUCUUGAAUAAACACAAGGUUUGUGGAUUAUUUUUAGUAAAUGGGUUAUAAUUCACUGCUGUUUUUCCAAAUGUAUUUUCAGUCAUGUUAGCCUCAGACUGAAGGUAGAUGGAUAAAAGGAGACGAAUAUGUACAUUUGAUUAUCAUAUUUACAUUUACAUUCAAUAUAUAAAUUCACAUUUAAUAAAUGCUGGAAAGCUGAAUGCU
Neolamprologus brichardi is the source of this 2950-nucleotide messenger RNA. Lineage: Eukaryota; Metazoa; Chordata; Actinopteri; Cichliformes; Cichlidae. The record is from RefSeq and is a predicted model, not a curated record.